AUGGCAGACGAAACGGCGAUCUUCCUACCGGAGUUCACAAAAAUAGCAGACAAUAUCCGUGGUGCGGAGGGGCCAGUAUUUGACACAGAUGGAAACUUUUACAUGGUUGAACCAGAAGCAGAAAAAGAUGGAAAAUUUGCUGGUCGGGUGUUGAAAGUAGAUUUGUCAACAGGAAAGGUUGAGAUCCUAUGUGAGCCUAGCAUUAAUGGAGAUGGAGGAAUUCCUGCAGGCUGUCAGUGUGAUAAAAACAAUGUGAUUUGGAUAGCAGAUAUGAGACUAGGAAUUAUCAAAGUCACCAAGGAUGGGCAAUUUCGACAGGUAUGCAAAACUGACAAAGAAAACAACACUAUGCAGGGAUGCAAUGACUGUAGCUUUGAUUACAGUGGAAACUUGUGGGUGACUGCUCCAGCUGGGGAAAUAGCUCCUCUACCUUACAGAAGGUCUAUGGAGGAGGCCUUUGGAUCAGUGUACUGUUUGACAAAGGAAGAAGAGGUGAUUAAGGUUGACACUGGAAUACGUUUCCCUAAUGGAAUAGCGGUUAAACACUCAGAAGAUGGACGACCUACACUGCUUAUUGUUGCUGAGACACCUACCAAGUCUCUAUGGGGAUACAACAUAGAAGGUCCAGGCAAAGUAUCCAAAAAAGUCCUCUGGGGAAAACUGCCAGGUGACCUUGAGGGUGGACCAGAUGGGAUGGACUUUGAUGAGGAGGGUAAUUUAUUGGUGGCCCAUUGGGGAUCCUCCCAUAUUGAAGUGUUCAGUCCUGAAGGAGGGAGUCCCAAGACCAGGAUCAAAUGCCCUUUUGCCAACCCUAGCAAUAUCCAUUUUCAGCCAACCUCUAGCACUGUAUAUGUUACAGAGCACGAGUUUCAUGGUCUGUGGAAGUUUGAAUGGAAACAUAAAGGAAUGCCACAAUUCUGUGAUACUUCAUUUUAACUACUAAUAUAGAAUUUUUAUAGGUUGUGUUAGGUCAUAUUCCAGUAUGCUAGGUAUAUUUAAAAGAAAUUGAUUUACACGAUAUUAAGUUGUAAUUGCAAUCUAUUUACAAAUAUUUUUGAUGUUGAUUCUUGGUGAAUUAUGUCAACCAAUAUUGAUGAUUGUGGUAUUUACAUGAAUUGAAGAAUAGUACAUGUUAUAUUAUAUCUUUAACACACUUAAUUGAAAUGUUAUUUAAAGGAGCCAUGAAUUACUUGCUAAUUAAUUGCUAUUUAAGAGUUAUGAGAAUGGUCCACAGAAAGAAUUAUUUCUCAAUA
Molecule: messenger RNA, 1253 nt
Organism: Ylistrum balloti
Lineage: Eukaryota; Metazoa; Mollusca; Bivalvia; Pectinida; Pectinidae
Product: diisopropyl-fluorophosphatase-like
Exons: 5
Coding region: 1-936 (311 amino acids)
Source: RefSeq, a predicted model, not a curated record